Salvelinus fontinalis (brook trout) is the source of this 5499-nucleotide messenger RNA. RefSeq lists its product as uncharacterized. Gene Ontology annotation, biological process: intracellular signal transduction; phosphatidylinositol phosphate biosynthetic process. The transcript is spliced from 9 exons. NCBI's taxonomy places the organism in Eukaryota, Metazoa, Chordata, Actinopteri, Salmoniformes, Salmonidae. Gene Ontology annotation, molecular function: 1-phosphatidylinositol-3-kinase regulator activity. Bases 925 to 3450 code for a protein of 841 amino acids. The record is from RefSeq and is a predicted model, not a curated record. Gene Ontology annotation, cellular component: phosphatidylinositol 3-kinase complex.
AUAGUAUCCUAACAAUUCCAAUAUGACCAUAUUAGCGACACGUAUUUCCCUCAGAUUACACAGAUCCACAAAUAAUUCGAAAACAAACACGAUUUUGAUAAACUCCCAUAUCUACUGGGUGAAAUAACACAGUGUGCCAUCACAGCAGCAAGAUUUGUGACCUGUUGCCACAAGAAAAGGUCAACCAGUGAAGAACUAACACCAUUGUAAAUACAACCCAUAUUUAUGCUUAUUUAUUUUCCCUUUUGUACUUUAACCCUUUGUACAUCGUUACAACACUGUAUAUAUACAUAAUAUGACAUUUGUAAUGUCUUUAUUCUUUUUGAACUUUUGUGAGUGUAAUGUUUACUGUUCAUUUUUAUUGUUUAUUUCACUUUUGUAUAUUAUCUACCUCACUUGCUUUGGCAUUGUUAACAUAUGUUUCCCAUGCCAAUAGAGCCCCCUGAAUUGAAUUGAAUUGAAACGGGGGAGGGAGAGGGAGACAAGGGACACACUGAACGCAGAAUGCAGAAUGCAUAGGAUUUGCGGAAGUGAGGGAGCGGGUGGGGCUUCGCUGGGAACCGGAGAGAGAGAGAUAGAGAGAUAGAGAUAGGGAGAGAAAGAGAGAGAGUGGUCAGACUUGUGAGGCUUUUUAUUCUAACAAAUGAGACUGUAUGUUUGACCCCGGGGUUCGCCUGCGUACAACAGCAAGCUGGAUAUACUCGCUCGGUCUUCGUUAGAAUAUAAAUGGAUGUCGUUUUUUUGUAGGCGCUUAUCUGUGCGAUAAUGAAAGAACGCUUGAAAUAGUUUAUUCGCUUGUAGCCUAUUUAUGGUAGAUAGCGCUUUGGCCCUUCUUUAUUAUAAGACAACGGGGAUCCAUCAAACGGCGGUAGCUAUGUGAAGCGUAGAAAUCGUUUAUUCCCUUUCGUGAAUUGAGGAAUAAUUAUGAACAACGCACAAGAUAUGUCUCCCGAUUUUGUCUUGAUGCGUCUGGUUUCCGCGGCCGAGGAUGACCGCUUGGACGAGGAGAAUGGGAAUCUGUCGUCGGGUGGAGUGGUGGCAGGACUCGGUAAAGAGGUCUUGGCUCAUAGCAACAUGAAAGCGGGCUUGGAAUUCGCCCGAGAUCCCACGACAGGCCUCGCGCAUUCCGGCAAUCUCUCUUCGCUGAACAAUGCACAGCAGAGCGGCGGAACCGCGGCACCUGACACCGGGGUGAUGGCGACUAAACCGUCGGUGUCUAUUCCUCCUCCUCCACACAGCGCCAUGGAGGCCAAGGGCUUUGAGUUCGCUCACAGAGGCGGCUUACGGCCUCAGCUCCUUGUGUUUCCUAACAUAUUGAGGGAUGGUGAGGGGAUUUUAGACUGUGAAUCCGACGGUCGGAAUCAGUCGAGGAAACAUAUUGUUUUGGACAAGACCUCCGGCUCUGUCUCCGACCUAAUCGGAGGCAUCAAUAACAAUACGCUCAGUGCCGGCAACGCGCAACAGCAGAACCAUCUGUCCCAGAGCUGGGGUCUGCAUCCCCGGGUGGUAUUAUCCACGGUUGCUGCCGAUAUCGAGGGAGGUGAGCUAAGCCACCGGCACAGUUUGAUCACCAACCCAUCAGACUGGCCUCCCUUAUCGGAUAAAUCCAAUCCUUUCACCAUGAUAGAGUCGAAAUGGGGGUGCACAACCGGGGAGCUGCCCGACGGCCCAGUGUUCGACCUGGCCAGAAGGUUCGGGGAGCUGGGGCUCGGCGCGGUACCCAAGAUAUUAUUCAAGGACGGGGAGAUUCCCCAGUGCUCGUGUCAGGGCGCACAUGGGCCGGCACCAGCGGGGAUGGGGCAUGGGGAUGACCCGACUGAGACUAGCGAUGCUUUGUUGGUGCUGGAGGGGCUGGGGACUGGGGACGUGGCCAGGCUGGGUAUCACUGGAUGCCCGGAGGACGAUUCGGAUGAAAGUCGAGCACGUCGAGUUCAGAAGAUGUCCGGUGCAUUUUCUCUCAGUAGCUUUCAGGCAGAGUUGACCAGACAGAUGGAAGGGGUGGCUGGAGAACCUUGUCCGUCGGCGCACUGUGACGCACAAGUAUGUAGCCUGCAUGGAAACGUACCUAACCCAACUCAACCGAGCCCGGGAGAUACAGAACAGAAUCUGGAGGUGUCGACAUUACCUGGGGCCUCAGCGGCUACACCGAGCUCGGACCGACCUGUCAGUCCAACCCCUAGCCAGGCAUCGACACCCCGGAAGCGGGCGGACAAGUGCGUCAGUGAGCCCCGGACUCCAACCGGUCGGGUCGAGAAAACACUAAAAGUUCCAGGGAAGUCCAGAAAGGGCUCACUUAAAAUACGCCUGAGUAAACUUUUCAGAACUAAAAGCUGUAGUGGUUCCAAUAGCCUUCUGGAUAAGAGGCCAUCAGUGGCCUUUUCAAUCUCCUCCGCUGGAAGUCUAAUGGAUAUGGCCAGUGGAAGUGGUGGGGAGCAUGACGUGGACAGCCAACCCCGAAUGACCAGGGCCCAAAGUGCUUUCUCUCCUGCUUCCUUUGCUCCUUUCACUGGUGAGACUGUUUCAUUGGUGGAUGUGGAUAUUUCGAGGAGAGGGGCGAACACUCCGCACCCUCCCACGCCUCCACCUCCUCCACGCAGAAGUCUCAGUCUAUUAGAUGACAUAGGUGGGCCGCAGCCUGGUCCUUUCCUAGUGAGUGUUAUGGGGGCCUCCCUACAGUCCCUCCCCCUGCCUCUUCCUCCUCCUCAUCCUUCCCAUGCCACCAUCCAGCAUAGUAUCAGCCUCAAUGAUGCAUUCCUCCGGGCCCUGCCUCACUCCACCUCUUCACAGCUCCUCUCAGCUCCUCCCCCUUCCAGGUUGGCCCCGCCCCCAAGGCUCUGUCCUCUGAGGCGGCCUGAGGCCAGCAACUUCACCGCUAGUCUGAGAGAGCUGGAAAAGUGUGGCUGGUACUGGGGUCCUAUGAACUGGGAAGAUGCAGAGAUGAAGUUAAAGGGGAAGCCUGAUGGGGCGUUCCUGGUGAGGGACAGCUCUGACCCCCGCUACAUCCUCAGCCUCAGCUUCCGCUCCCAGGGAGUCACACACCACACGCGCAUGGAGCACUACAGAGGGACAUUCAGCUUGUGGUGUCAUCCCAAGUUUGAGGACCGAUGUCAUUCUGUGGUGGAGUUUAUCGAGCGAGCCAUUAUGCACUCCAAAAAUGGAAAAUUCCUCUACUUCCUGCGUUCACGUGUGCCAGGGCUCCCCCCUACCCCGGUGCAGCUGCUCUACCCAGUGUCCCGGUUCAGCAACGUCAAGUCCCUGCAGCACCUCUGUCGCUUCUGCAUCCGACAGAUGGUCCGCAUCGACCACAUCCAGGAGCUACCGCUGCCCAAACCACUGAUCAUGUACCUGAGGAAGUUCUACUACUAUGAUGCAGAGGAAGAGAUGUACCUGUCAAUCAAGAGCAUUCGACCAGGGGCUGGAGUAGAGAAAGAGGCGGAGUCUCAGACGUAACUGGAAGAGGUGUCUGCUGGUCUGCCAGUCUUCCAGCAUCAGCCAAUCAAAGUCCUCGGCACCCUGUGAAUCCAGUCGGCUGCAGUCAAAGGGAUCCAGAUGACCUAGCCCUUCUCUUGACUUUGGCCAAUGAGAGUAGAAAGGGACAGUAGUCGAAUGCUGGAAAAUUGUCCAUACGGAGUGCACACAUGGGGCAGGGACAAAAAAGGACACAGCCUCGUUGAGAACGGACUGGAGAACGGACUCUUCUAGCCUGUACCAACCUGAAAACAAAAAACAACAACUUGAACCUAGACUUUGAAUCAAUCCCUGGACAGAUAUUCAUUGUACCUAUAAACUGAAGUUGAUGCACUGGUCCAUUUGUACUACUAUUUUUUUUUCCAUUAUCAUCAUUUCCUUGUUUUCUUCCCUCCUGUUGCUAUGAGGGUUGUUGUGGAUUCCAAUUGGCCCACAGGAGGCCAUGGUUGAUCUUUGUUUGUUGGUUUUAAUUGUCAAAAAAUCCCUGAUUGUAACUUGCUCAUCAUUCUGUUCCUCCGUACCCCAAGCUGGCCACAGGCUCAGCAUUUUCAGUAAAAAAGAGAAAAUAUGGCUUCCCUCUUUUGCACAAUCAUUUUUAAUUGACUGAAGUAAAGUGGAAGUAGGAGCCAGGCGCACCGGUUUGAGUGUGUCAAGAACUGCAAUGCUGCUAUGUUUUUCACGCUCAACAGUUUCCUGUGUGUAUCAACAAUGGUCCACCACCCAAAGGACAUUAAGCCAACUUGACACAACUGUGGGAAGCAGUGGUGUCAACAUGGGCCAGCAUCCCUGUGGAACACUUUUCACACCUUGUUGAGUCCAUACCCUGACAAAUUGAGGCUGUUCUGAGGGUAAUGCACACCUCAAUCCACACAUACAUAGUGACACAUAACCACUGACACACACGUGCAGGCCUUCAUGAGGGUGCACAACUCAAUAUUAGGAAGUUGAUCCUAAUGUUUUGUACCCUCAGUGUAUGUCAGUUCCCUGUGUGGGUGUUUUUGCGGUAAUGAUGAACAUGGCCCUUUCAAUCCAUACAGACUGAUGUAAUAAUUAAGUAGUUGUGUAAACAGCAUCAAUGUCAAAUGUUUUUACUCUGUCAUACACUCUUGAUAACUAAACCACCAAUGACAACACACACCCUGUUGUGUAGUUGUGGGGACAAGAGGCAUGCAAAGCAUAAAGGCAAUGUCAAUCUUAACACAGAAUAGUUUUUAACACUUGCACUUGACAAAAACAACUCAUCCUGAAAUUUUGACUGCUUUGCUUUUUAGUUCCCCCCCCUACCAAACAUUUGCUUAUUUCAUAGUGCCCUUUUUUCAUUGUUAUCCUAUUCAUGCAUGCACACACAGAGACUCACGCACAGAGACACACACACACACAAAGGAUGAUUUUAGGAGAACAAGGACUGCUCAUUCACACAUGCUCCUAUGUUGGGGGCCAACUCAAUGGAUGGACAACAGAUGAACUUGAGAGCUAACUAUGCCAGCAGUAUUGGUGAUUUGCCUCUAUAGAGAGAAUCCAGUUGUGUAAAUGGGUUUGUGAUGAUACAUUGAAAUAGGAAAUUAGAUAAGAAGGCCCAGCAGGUCUACACUAAGAGUAUAAUAAUUUGAUAUUUUUAAUUCUGAGCUGAUUUUCUUUGUAUAAUUGUUUUACUGAUUGUGUUGAAAUGGAAAUGACUCUAACCAUGAACCGGUCUCUUGUUGCUGACUGGUUUCAAAUUCUUGCCCUCUAUACCCAUCAAACUCAACUCUGGACCUUGAAGCCAGUGCCACUGCUUGUUUUCAUUGUUCCCCUCUAAUCAGGGACUGAUUUAGACCUGGACCUGGCACACAAGGUGGUUAAAAUUAAUGAUCAGGUAGAACAGAACACUUGCAGGUCUCUUUGUAUGGACCUUGUAUGGUAAGAGUUGAAUACCCCUGCUCUAUAGGCUUAUUAUCCAUGUCAUAAAUCAAAUCAGCCUAAGAAGGGUAGGCCACUAGGUACUAGUGUAAAGUGGUACUAUAAUGUUUUAAUAAACAGAAAUGCACAUCU